This is a messenger RNA of Ictalurus punctatus (channel catfish), 2122 nucleotides long. It is a transcript of the gene tslig1, whose product is annotated as zinc finger and BTB domain containing 8 opposite strand. Gene Ontology annotation, cellular component: tRNA-splicing ligase complex. Lineage: Eukaryota; Metazoa; Chordata; Actinopteri; Siluriformes; Ictaluridae. The transcript has 7 exons. Bases 105 to 584 code for a protein of 159 amino acids. The record is from RefSeq and is a predicted model, not a curated record. Gene Ontology annotation, biological process: tRNA splicing, via endonucleolytic cleavage and ligation.
UGUAUUAGACGGGUGCUUCACAUUACGGAAGUGCAUUCAUGCGUCAUUUGGGAACUUUACACCUUAACAACUGCUUAUUUAAGUGAUCUUUUUAUUUCAGUAGCAUGAAUGAUCGAGAGCUUGACCUUACCGAAGCUCAAAAGGCAAUAAAGGCUAAAUAUCCAGCCAUCAACAAGAAAUAUGAAUAUCUGGACCACACUGCAGAUGUCCAGCUGCAUUCUUGGGGUGACUCAUUGGAGGAGGCAUAUGAGCAGUGUGCCAUGGCCAUGUUUGGCUAUAUGACCGAUACGGAGACAGUGGAGCCCAUCGAUACUAUAGAAAUCGAAUCAGAAGGUGAUGAUCUGGAAUCACUCCUCUUUCAUUUCCUAGAUGACUGGCUCUUCAAGUUCAGCGCAGACGCCUUUUUCGUCCCUCGGGAGGUUAAAGUGUUGCACUUGGAUCGGAUGCGCUUCACAAUACGGUCUAUCGGGACAUGCAUAUGUUUUCAUUUCAGUCAUUUUCCAGCAUUUGACUCGAAUUCUUCUUCUUCUGUAGUUGGGGUGAGGAGUUCAACUUGGAAAAACAUCCACAAGGCACAGAAGUGAAAGCCAUUACCUACUCGGCUAUGCAGAUAUGCGACAAAGAGAAGCCAGAGAUUUUCGCCAUCAUCGAUAUCUAAGAAAGAGUUUCUCUCCGACGUGUCGAUCACAUCGCACUUUUUUUUUUUUAUGCUAGAAACCGAACGCAUACUGUUGUACUUUAUGUUUUGACUGGCGAAAGCACCGAAGCACUGAAGAGAUGAUCCGCGUCAUUAUGGAGAUUUUAUUAAAGAUGUAGUUUCCUUGAAACCCUCUGUUUUCCUGCAUUCACUCCAGUACAAAAUCAAAACAAACCUUGUAUCCAUUUUUUUUUAAUCUACAAGGGGUAUCCAUUAGAAACCACCUACAAACAAAGGAAAACUAUGAUGUUUGCAACAAUGUCAUCAUUUAUAGUGAUUAUAAAACAGAUGUUGUAUUGAUUGUAUAGAGCCUUUUUUUGUUUGUUUUGUAAUGUUCCUAAUUUUUUUUGAUAAUAUAGUAUAAGUACACCUUAAAAUUCAGUAACAUGUGGAACCACCUUUAGCAACAAUAACUUGAAGUAAACGUUUUCUGUAGUAGUUUAUCAGUCUCAUUAACGAGGGUGUACUUUCUUAAACUAUAUACCUACAAAUGAGAGCAACUUUUCAGAUUAGUUUAAUCUAAUAUUGUGUACUUGGUCCGAUUUUUUUUUUUUUUUUAAAUCCAAAAAAAAUUGAAGUUUUGUGUAUUGGAUAUCUAGCUUUCAAAAAGUGGAAGACUAUUUGCUUUAAAGAUUAUCACAUCAUUUCCAGUACAUUCCAGUUCCGUAUAUAUAUAUAUAUAUAUAUAUAUAUAUAUAUAUAUAUAUAUAUAUAUAUAUAUAUAUAUAUAUAUAUAUAUAUAAACAGAAUCAAAAAAGGGAAUAAAAUGCUAGGUACUCAAUAAGUUUGUCACCUUGGCAAGUUUGUUUCAUAAUAUUUGAGUAUCUGAUGAAAAUAUAUGAUGCAUUUUCUUCUCUCCCCAUUUUUUGGGGUGUUUUGCUGAAAUAUUUUAGUUGACAGCUCGAAAAAUCUGGCUGUAAUUGUACAGAAGCAAAAUUGUGCAUUUAUAACUCGGUCUGAAACAAACAUUCACGAAAAAAUAAACAAAAUGCUUAAUUGUUUAUAUGAAGUUUUAUUGACUAAUUAUAAGAAUAAUUUUUUUUUAGCAUUUAGACAUGUAAAUAGUAAUACAGUUAAUAACUUAUUGGCAUAUUUAAAGUCUCUCUCUCACGUUCUCUCUCACACUGUCUCUCUCUCUCUCUCUAUAUAUAUAUAUCUAUAUAUCUAUAUAUCUAUAUAUAUGUAUAUAUACACACACACACACACACAUACAUAUAUGAUUGGCAGCAAAAAAAAUUAUUACAAUUUCAUGGAAACAUAUGUAUGAAAGAAGAAACAAGGAACAGAUUGUGUGACUGAGGUAAUGGUGACAGUAACAGAGACAGUAAAAGGUAACUGCCUUGUUUAGUUGUUUUGUUUUCUCUAAAGGCUUCUGGGAUAGGACUUUAGAGAACCCACUGUAAACUUGUGACUGGGGGGGGGGGG